AGUCACAAGUCCUAUAUCCAGUACUAACUCUGCCACAAGUUCUCUUGGAGUAUCCAGUCAUAUUCCAGCCAGAGGGACAGUUGGUGUUGGGGUCUGUCAUAUCCAGGUAGACUGCACGUCUCCAACCUCCUGUACCUCCACAGUAAUAUGUGUAACCACUUAUUUGUUGUGUUAGAUUCUCCUUCAUGUCCUUUAAAUCAGAUUUAAUUGCUGUCUCAUGUUCCUCAAUUUUGUCACACAUUGCGUUACUGACACCAUUUAACUCAGUCUUGACAUCAUCGAAAUCAUCUCUCAUUGAUUCAUUCAGAGCACUCAGUCUA
Molecule: messenger RNA, 320 nt
Organism: Geodia barretti
Lineage: Eukaryota; Metazoa; Porifera; Demospongiae; Tetractinellida; Geodiidae
Source: the annotation of a GenBank genome assembly